GUGCGUCUCGGUGCGUUUGUGUAUUGUUGUGGUCGAAGAUCCGGAGAGUGUGCAAGCAUUCUUAUAUCAUUAUCUAUGGACAAAAUGUCUGUUAAAAAUACAGACGGGAUUACUAUAGACAGUGAUGAGUAUCAAGUCACAGAAAACGACGAGAUAGCCGCCAUCGAUUACGAGUUACAACAAAUAGAGACUGAACUGCUAAAACUGCAGGACCGCAAGCAAAUCCUGACCCAACGUAAGGAAAAAUUGCGUGACGACGCUCUUUUGAAGAAGAGCUUUUCUCUGUCGAAAAAGAACUGGAACACAGAGAAUUUUGAGUGGUCCGCAAAAUUGAGAAAAACGUUGAAAGAUGUUUUCAAAAUAGACAAGUUGAGAGAAUUGCAAUUGCCAACCAUGAACGCGAUCAUGUGCAAGGAAGAUGUUAUAUUAAUCAUGCCUACUGGCGGUGGUAAGAGUCUGUGUUAUCAGCUGCCGGCUGUGAUCAGCAAGGGUAUAACAAUAGUGGUUUCGCCUCUGGUGGCUCUAAUGGAGGAUCAGUUGCACGGGUUGCACAGACUCGAUAUAAAAGCCACCAUGUUGUGCGCGAAGGCCGACAAGGAAAUUGUCAAGUCGACUAUGAACGCUCUUGUAACCAAAAACUCGGCGCUCAAAUUGAUUUACGUGACACCGGAAUACAUGGCGAAGUCCAAUCGUUUUAUGAGCAAACUGCAGAAGGCAUACGAGAUAGGAAAUCUGGACCGUUUCGCCAUAGACGAGGUUCACUGUUGCAGCCAGUGGGGUCACGAUUUCAGACCGGAUUACAAGUUCCUAGGCGUGCUGAAGUCCAUGUUCCCGGGAAUACCGAUUCUAGGCCUCACCGCCACCGCCCCGGCUAAAAUUAUCGUGGACGUGCAGAAGAUGCUGGACAUCAGCGGGUGUCUGGUUCUGCGAGCCUCGUUCAACAGACCGAAUUUGUAUUACGAGGUUCGCCGUAAACCGGCGGACAAGGACACUUGUCUCGCGAUGAUAGAGAACCUGUUGAAAAAUCGAUUUAACGAUCAGUCGGGUAUAAUUUACACGACUACGAUCAAAGACGCGGAACAGCUGACCUCGGAUCUGAGAAGCAAGGGUUUGAAAGUCGGGUGUUACCACGCGAUGCUCGAACCCGAAUACAGAUCGCAAGUUUACUCCAAGUGGAUAACGGGCAAGUAUCAGGCGGUGAUCGCGACCAUCGCCUUCGGUCUGGGUAUCGACAAGCCGGACGUGCGAUUCGUCAUUCAUCAUUGCAUUUCCAAAUCUAUGGAGAACUUUUAUCAAGAGAGCGGUCGCGCCGGCAGAGACGGCAAGAAAUCAACGUGCAUCGUGCUCUACAGAUUGGCCGACACGUUCAAACUGAGCACAAUGGUGUUUCAGGAUAAAGUAGGAUUGCAGAAUUUGUACAAGAUGUUGGCUUAUUGCUUGGAUCAGACGUCGUGUAGACGAAGUUUGAUUGCGACUCACUUCGAGGAGACGUGGGACAAGAGCGAUUGCGCGCAAAUGUGCGAUCAUUGCAAAAAACCGAGUGUUAAAAAGGAGAUCGACAUAACGCGAUACUGCAGACAUCUGUACGAUAUCAUGACCAAGGCUGUGCAAAGUGAGACCCGAUUGACCGCGCUUAAGCUCGUCGACGCCUGGUAUCACAAAGGCGCCACGUCGUUGCGAGUGUCCGGUGUGCCUGUGCCGAAGUUCGCGAGAGAAACCGCGGAAGCUAUUGUGGGACAUUUGCUGAUUAACGGUUACUUGCAAGAAGACUUUCACUUCUCAUCGUACACUACGAUAUCGUAUCUCAAACGUGGACCUAAGUCGGGACUAGCUCUCGGCAAUGAUCACAAAAUAUUUUUUAACUACGAAUUGACUUAACGAAUGUAUAAUUAGUCAUUAAUGUGCGCUCGAUAUAGAGAGAGAGAGAGUGACUGCAUGUUUUAAGAGUAAUUUAUAAAAAUAAGUGAGAUGGUUAU
Messenger RNA from Pseudomyrmex gracilis, 1976 nucleotides. Its product is annotated as ATP-dependent DNA helicase Q1-like. Gene Ontology annotation, molecular function: ATP binding; nucleic acid binding; 3'-5' DNA helicase activity. The transcript has 3 exons. Gene Ontology annotation, cellular component: cytoplasm; chromosome. Gene Ontology annotation, biological process: double-strand break repair via homologous recombination. The record is from RefSeq and is a predicted model, not a curated record. The coding region runs from base 76 to 1878 and encodes 600 amino acids. Lineage: Eukaryota; Metazoa; Arthropoda; Insecta; Hymenoptera; Formicidae.